Messenger RNA from Mycena citricolor, 401 nucleotides. Lineage: Eukaryota; Fungi; Basidiomycota; Agaricomycetes; Agaricales; Mycenaceae. The record is from the annotation of a GenBank genome assembly.
CAAGGCAUUGUGUCCGAGCGGUUAAGGAGUUGGCCUUAAGAAAGCUCCAGCUUCGAAGAGAUCCAAUGGGCGUGAGCCCUCGCGAGUUCGAACCUCGUCGAUGCCAUUCAUCUUUUGUCAUAAAAACCUAGCUUGCUGUAUGCUCCAACGAUUCCUCUGAGCGCGGGGAUGCACCAACAAGUUCCCGAAUAGCAGCGGACAGCUCAGCCUGUAGUGGCACUUUGCGGCUUCUUCCUCACAAUGAAUUCGGCACGUGAAAUCUCUGAAUCGCCAGUGCCUCGCCCCGCUGCUUUGGAACAAGAGUUGGAGCAAAGGCGCGGAAUAGAACGGAGAUCGCAAGCUGAUUGUUCGCACGUGAAAUGGAUUUCUGUGUUUUGGUGUAUUCUAGUGGAACAGAUUUG